AUGGACGUCGAAGGCAGCAAUGGCCGUGAAGGCGGCGAGGACAACAAUUUGGAGCAUGAACUACAGCCCGCAGGACUGGAGAACUUCAAAGUCGAAGAUUACUUUGCAUUCGAUAUGCCACUUUGCCUCACAAACUUCUUUUUCCCGAGCAGGUUGAUCGGUUGA
Molecule: messenger RNA, 165 nt
Organism: Zychaea mexicana
Lineage: Eukaryota; Fungi; Mucoromycota; Mucoromycetes; Mucorales; Lichtheimiaceae
Exons: 2
Coding region: 1-165 (54 amino acids)
Source: RefSeq, a predicted model, not a curated record